CGAGUGGGGACCAAAUCCAUGGUUGCAGAGUCAAAUAUGUGCUGAUGUGCGUCGCAGGAAAGAGUUCAGGACUCUCUGACUCCCAUUAAGAUAAAAGCGGCGUUCCAAGAACGUUCUUGACGCCGGUCACGCCCACCAGCUUAUAAAUAUCAGAAAAACAUGUUUGGUUUGGUUGACCGCCGCUUCUUGUCUCAAAUCUCAAUGCUUUUCUUCAAGGUACGCCAGUCCUUUUCUGUUCAUCUUGUUCUCUGUCGUCCUAUUCGGUAAAGGUUCGAUCUUUGCUUGUUCAUAAAGCCUUCCACUUGAUACCCUUUGCUUCCUGUGCAAUAAAUCUGCAAAAACUCUGAUGGGUUAUCGAUGUUUUUCAAUUUCCCUGAUGGGUUUUUGAGGGUUUUCUAUUUUGCUUCUGAUUUGUUCUUGUUAGUAUGCUUUAUUCCUUGAUGGGUUCCUUCUAAAUUUGUCGGUGAGAUUAAAUCUUUGAAUUUCAUCAUUUCGUGUGUUGGAUCUCUAAGUUUUAGAGGGGUCUUAGAGAUUACAAUUGUCCCAGAUAUUGUGUUUUUCUGUGAUUGUUAUGGAUCAUCCAACUUUCAAUGGAGUUCCUGAUUACAUGAAUGGUUUUAGUAUUGGUGACCUAGCCUUCUCACCCAAUUCAACUCAAUUCCCAAAUCUCAUAAAUGAAUACCAAUUUAACCAGCUCUCUCCGGAUCCAAACUUUAUGGGUUCCUUCUGUCAGAAUGAAGCAAACAAGGCUAUGCAGCAGAAUGAGCAAUCUGUUGGAACUAGUAACGGAAAGACUCGUGCCAAGAAAAAUGGCGAUAAGAAAGAAGUGGUUGAUUUGAGAGCUCUCUUGAUUUUAUGUGCACAAGCUGUUUCUGCUGAUGAUCGUAGGACUGCUAAUGAGCUACUAAAGCAGAUUAGGCAGCACUCUUCCCCAUUUGGCGAUGGUUCUCAGAGGUUGGCUCAUUGCUUUGCAUAUGCCCUUGAAGCACGGUUGGCUGGCACUGGAACCCAGUUAUAUACUGCUCUAUCUUCUAAAAGAACGUUAGAUGCUGAUAUGCUGAAGGCUUAUCAGACUUAUAUUAAAGCCUGCCCAUUCAUGAAGGCCGUGAUAGUCAUUGCAAACCACACAAUUUCAAAAUUAGCUGAGAAAGCAGAAACACUGCAUAUUAUAGAUUUUGGAAUCCUUUAUGGUUUUCAAUGGCCUGCUCUCAUCCAUUGCCUGUCAAGAAGACCUGGCGGGCCUCCAAAACUACGCAUUACGGGAAUAGAGCUUCCCCGAAGUGGUUUUCGACCUGAAGAAAGAGUCCAAGAGACGGGUCAUCGUUUGGCAAAGUAUUGUGAGCGGUAUAAUGUUCCUUUCGAGUACAAUGGCAUAGUAAAGAAAUGGGAAACUAUCCAAUACGAGGAACUCAAAGUCAAGAGAGAUGAAGUGCUUGCGGUGAAUAAUCUGUUCCGGUUUUAUAACCUACUUGACGAGACAGUUACGGUAAACAGCCCGAGGGAUGCUGUUCUAAAUUUAAUUAGGGGUAUGAAUCCUGAAAUUUUUAUCCUCAGUAUUAUUAAUGGAUCUUACAAUGCUCCCUUCUUCGUCACUCGCUUCAGGGAGGCUCUACUCCACUUCUCUGCAUUUUUUGAUAUGUGUGAUACCAAUUUACCUCGUGAGGAUCCGACGAGAUUGAUGUUUGAGGAAGAGUUCCUUGGGCGAGAGAUUGUGAACACAGUAGCUUGUGAGGGCUCUGAGAGAGUUGUGAGGCCUGAGACAUAUAAGCAGUGGCAGGUUCGGAACACGAGGGCUGGGUUCAAACAGCUGCCAUUGGACCGUGAACUCAUGAACAAAUUAAGGUCUAAGGUGAAACUGGGGUACCACCGUGAUUUCGUGGUUGAUGAAGAUGGAAACUGGAUGCUGCAAUGGAUGGAAGGGCAGGAUUAUCUAUAGUUCCUCCUGUUGGGUUCCGUCUAGGUCCUGAAAUGCAUGCUUGUUAGAACUGAAUUGACUUGCACAAAUAGGCAGUUAACCAUUGAAAUUAACUUCUGUAGUUCUACAUAUAUAUAGAUAGUGCUGUAUUUUGCCAUCACCAACCUGUCUUGGUGACUUUGUACUGGUUGCUUAUCAGUAUUCUAGUCUGCUUUGUUCGAACUUGCCCGGACUCUGAAUCCUUCCCUUGUAUAUAUAUCAUGCUAGCACUGCUUAAGUUUGUAUUAGAAAGUUGAUUUACGAUGAACUAUUGUAAUGUUGAACAUUGUAGUUUUCUUUUUGUAUGUCUAAGUUGAAUCUAAUUGCCAAAUGAAAGCAACUUUUACUUUUUUGGAA
Molecule: messenger RNA, 2311 nt
Organism: Pyrus x bretschneideri (Chinese white pear)
Lineage: Eukaryota; Viridiplantae; Streptophyta; Magnoliopsida; Rosales; Rosaceae
Product: scarecrow-like protein 14
Exons: 1
Coding region: 572-1936 (454 amino acids)
Biological process (GO): regulation of DNA-templated transcription
Cellular component (GO): nucleus
Molecular function (GO): sequence-specific DNA binding; DNA-binding transcription factor activity
Source: RefSeq, a predicted model, not a curated record